AUGCGGAGAGUGAUCGCUUUAUUGAUUACUGGAACACUGAUUCUACUCUUUGCCGUUUUUUUUCGCACCUCCUUGACGCACGAUGAUGAGGUUGCAUUUGUUGAAGAUGACGUAGAGGAGAUGGAGUUGUUACCGGAACAGGCUUCCGUGGAAUGUUGCGACACUGGCAGCGCUAGCUUCAUCAGUAAACAUUAUCUUUUGGUAAGCACAAUAGAUGGCAAAAUAACGGCCAUGGAUAUCGAAAAAAAUGGAGAGGUGGUGUGGACAGUGGAUGCCGAUAAAGUGCCAUUGUUGUCGAGUUCACUUAAUCAACAAAAAUUAGUUGCCGAAAAUUUUCCAUACAUGUUGGUACCAUCGCUUGACGGUUCGUUAUAUAUGUUCAAUGUGAAAAGUAGUUCGUUAAGUCUAAUCCCGUUGAGUGCUGAUGCACGGAUAAUGAUUGGGAACGAUGAGGUUGCUGGCGGGACAUUUGUAACAUCUACUGGGAUCGAUCCUCUUACUGGCAAGAUACGAUAUCGAUGUACAGCAGGGAGAUGCAUGCAGUACGAAAUCACAACCAACGACUCAUCGCUUUAUACCCUUAUUGUCCGGAAAAAUACACAAAUUGCUCGAGCUGCCGAUCCUGUUACUGGAAUAGAGAGGUGGAAUUUAUCAGUCGGUGAAUAUGAUAUUAGCCUGGUGUCAUCAGAUGAUUUACUUCGUUUUGAAGUACCUAGUAUACCUGCUCAUAUCCAUUUUCUCUUGGAACCGCCGAGUGGUAGUGUUUCAGCAGUUGAUAACUGCGGGAAUUUGAAGUGGGAAAAGCGACUGUCAAGCCCAGUAGCCAGAGCUUGGCAGUUAUCUCGUGGGAAGAUUCUCGAGAUAUCAUUAUUUUCUUCUGAAACUAUAGGUGCACUAAGUGAUUUUAGUGGAAGUGAUCAUCAAUUUAUCCCUAAAUAUGAAGCACCGUUUUAUUUCGGAACAGUCAACUCAGAACCAUAUAUUAUACCCUCGGAGUAUAUGCGAGAACUGCAUCGUACAUCUGCGGAUAUGGGAAAGGAGUAUCAUCCCCAAACAUUAGACUCAUUUUAUCAUUCAAGAGCACCAUUUUUGGAAGAUUUGAAAGUUGGUGAUUUGAUACGGCGAUCGUAUAGAACGACUCGAAAUGCAGCUGAAGCUAAUCAGGUAAACAGUGUGAGAGAUUCAGCAGCCUCGAAAUCAUUAACAUGUAAUAUAUACGAUGCAGUUACCAUUGCUGGCAGCAAAAAGCUUAAAGAAAACAUUGAAGCGAAAGGUGAUCAUGGCUGGUACAUCUUCAAACCGCUUCGCAAACCAUGCCAAAAAAAAAACCUAUUUCGAGAAAUAGAUCAAAAGAAGCGAAGAAGUUCAUAUAAUUUUCCCUGCAGGCGAAGGAAUGUUUUAGAAGGGCUGAAACAGAUUGCCUAUGAACCAGUUUCAGGAUGGUGGAAAAUCAUUGCACUUUUAUUGUCUUUAAUUGCGAGUUCAUUUGCCGCUAUUAUUAUAUUUUAUUGGCAGCAGAUUCGGCAUCUCAAAUUAUUUGUUUUACUACAUGAUUUGGGGAAGAGGUCUCACAAUCAUUCGAAUCUUUCACUUCCAUCGCUCCAGAAAAUAAAGUAUAUGAAUGUGGGUGCAUCUGUUGGUACUCGGAUGAGUCGAAAAAGAAGCACAACAACUUCUCACUCUGCGCAAGAGUCGUUUUCAUCGAAAUUUCUGGAAGAUUUUGUACCCGAAAAAUGGCUUGGACGUGGUGGUUAUGGUGUUGUUUUUAAUUGUCGCAAUAGAUUGGAUGACCGGAGCUAUGCUGUUAAACGAAUCGCAGUUAGCAACACAACUGCUGCAAUUGAUCAUGUGAAACGAGAAGCGCGUGCAAUGGCACGUCUUGACCAUCCAGGCAUAAUCCGUUAUUUCCAUACUUGGAUGGAAAAACCUCCUUCUGGCUGGCAACAAGCAAAAGAUAAAGAAAUUCUUCAGAACAUUCGCUUUAUUGAGGAUUCAGGGAACAAAUCUAUAAUACAAACACUAGAAAAUGACCAGAAUACAACCCAGUCAAAAAUUCUUGCAAUUAAGGAUUCAUCACUUAGUGAAGAACUGUUUCAUGGAGUAAAUUUAAAUACGUCUGCCAACGAAAAAGGUAUUAGUGCAAGUGAUGACACCGAUAAUCUUUCAUGGAUGGAUGAUAAUAAUGACAGUAAAUUGGGAGGAGCGACAGAAUCAGAUUCAUCUUCUGAUAGUAAUAGCGAGCCUAUUGGGCAUGGAAUCACUGCCAUAGCUACAGGAAAUGAUGAUUCGACUGACAUAAUUUUUGCUGACUGUGGAAACUCCUUGCGCAGUACUGAAGAAAUCGCAGGAAAAAGAUCAAGAAGUAGCAAAUUACUAGAUCCUCUCGAACCUCCCGCUGUUUUGGUCAGAAGCAUGUGUGAUUUACAAAGUUGUAAGAACAUCAAGGACUAUGUCUACCUUUAUAUACAGAUGGAGUUGUGUCAAGAGUUAACUCUGCACAGUUGGUUGCUGGCAAAUAACAGAGACGAACAUCGUAAAAUAACUCGAAUGCGCAAAUGGUUUGCAGAAUUGGUCUGUGCCAUUGAUUACAUUCACAAUCAGGGCCUAAUUCAUAGAGAUCUGAAGCCCCAAAAUAUAUUUUUUUCUGCGAAUAACUAUUUGAAAAUUGGUGACCUUGGUCUUGUGACAAAUUAUGUUAAUGCUGAAGAAAGGUCCGAUUUCAAACAAGAUGUCAUAACAAAUAUUUCUCAUACGAGUUAUGUUGGUACUCGUCUGUAUAUGAGUCCAGAACAGUUGAAAGGCAAACCGUAUAAUGAAAAAGUUGAUGUGUUUUCACUGGGUCUUAUUUACGUUGAGCUCAUUGUUCCCAUUACAACUAUUAUGGAACGUAAUAGCAUUUUGUCCGGCUUGCAAAAUGGUAUCAUGCCAAAAUGCUUGGAUAAUCUUCCACCUAAGGAGAAAAAUUUCGUCGCUUGGCUGACAGUCGUCGAUCCUGAGCUUCGUCCAUCAGCGCGUCAGUUAGCCGAAUGUGACUACUUGCAAGAUGAAGUGAAUAUGUUAGGCACUUCAUAUUUUCGUAAACAUACUUUCUUAGGAAGUCGAUAA
This is a messenger RNA of Acanthocheilonema viteae, 3105 nucleotides long. The record is from the annotation of a GenBank genome assembly. Lineage: Eukaryota; Metazoa; Nematoda; Chromadorea; Rhabditida; Onchocercidae.